Molecule: messenger RNA, 2952 nt
Organism: Physella acuta
Lineage: Eukaryota; Metazoa; Mollusca; Gastropoda; Physidae
Product: rab-like protein 6
Cellular component (GO): nucleus; cytosol
Molecular function (GO): GTP binding; GTPase activity
Source: RefSeq, a predicted model, not a curated record
AAUUAAGAUGGUGGAAAAAACAUCGGAAACGUAAACGACAACGAAAUUAUUCACAUAUGUAUGAUACUAUAUAAUUUAAGUUCUAUUCAAUGCAGUAGUGUGUAAUGGUUUUCUAUAAGAGCUGAGUUGCUUUAGAUAUGACUGAAAUUUGAGGGAAGGUGUGAGAAGAUGUCGCUGUUUAAACGGUUACUCAACAAAAGCCCUGACGAUGCUAGAUCACCAGGCACACCCCCUCAUGGCAUGCAGACCAUGGGGGCACAGCUGCAGAGGCGGUUUGCUAAAGGGGUGCAAUACAAUAUGAAAAUUGUAAUAAGGGGAGACAAAAAUGUAGGCAAGACGUGUUUGUUUUAUAGACUUCAGGGACAGAAGUUUAAAGAAGAGUACAUUCCUACUGAUGAAAUUCAGGUGACCUCCAUCCAGUGGAACUACAGAGCUACGGACGAUGUCGUCAAAGUGGAAGUUUGGGACGUGGUGGACAAAGGCAGGAAACGACGCAAGCUUGAUGGGCUGAAGAUGGAUAACUCUGAUAUAAACAUUCCAGAAGAACCGUGUCUAGAUGCUGAGUUUUUAGAUGUUUACAAAGGCACUCAUGGGGUCGUCUUUGUGUUUGAUAUAACAAAACAGUGGACCUUUGGAUAUGUGGAACGAGAGAUGGAAAAAGUCCCAAGCCAGCUUCCAAUACUGGUUCUUGGUAACCAUAGAGAUAUGGGACACCAUCGCACAGUGACUGAAGAGAAAGCUCGGUACCUUGUUGAACAGUUCCAGAGAGACAGGCCAGAAGGUUCUGGUAAGAUCCGCUAUGCUGAAUCUUCAAUGAGAAAUGGAUUUGGUUUAAAAUACCUUCACAUGUUUUUCAAUUUACCUUUCCUGCAACUUCAGAGAGAGACCCUGCUGAAACAGCUGGAGACCAACACCAAUGACAUGUUGUCUACAGUGGAGGAGCUGGAGAUCCAUGAGGACUCUGAGGAACAGAACUAUGACAUAUUCCUGGACACCCUGACCCAGAAGCGCAGGGAACAGCAGGAGAAACUCUCGGAGAAAGUCACCUCCAGCGCUGCCAUCAAACAGGACAAGUCUGGCGCCCUGGUUGGCAAGGACGGGGCACCGGUGGUCAUGCCCCCUGUCACAACCAACAGUGGGGGAAUUCUGGGUAAGAUCACCACAACAAUCAGCAACAGUGGCUCAGCAGGACCAGCAGUUACUUCCUCUUCUCAGGUAUCCAGGUCGACCUCACAGCCUACUAUAUCAGCCACACCCCCAAGUAGUGUGCCUGACCCCACCCCCAGCCAUCACCCACAGGACCAGGCAUCCAAUCCACCCCGGGGCAGUCAGUCUGAGACAACAACCCCAGCCACAACUCCGCAGGUUGAAACAGCCAAGUCAGGCUUAUUUUCACGUCUGUUCAAGGGCAGCAAAAGUCAGACGGCAGCUGUGAUUCCACCCAAAACAUUAGAUUUACCAUCCUCUGACUCUGGGCAGCCGACCAUGAAAAGUGUAGAAGAUUUUGUUCCUGACCUGGAUGGACUGGACAUUGGUUUCCUGGAUGAUGGCAAAGAUGUGCAGCUGAAAGAUACAGGGAAAGUUGACGAUGAGGACAGCGAAGAUGAUGAAGUGAAUCCUAUGGUAGCAGGUUUUCAAGAUGACCUUGACUCUGAGGAUGAACAGACCCCAGCCGGUUUAACCCAGGCUGUAGCCACGCACACAUCAUCAGAGGACGAAGCACCGGUCAAAAGUUCUAAAGUUAUUAAAAGCCGCGUUGAUACAGAUGAUGAGGACAAUGACAAUAGACACAACAUGGCUGUCCAGCAGGACGAAGACUUGACCAGCGACGACGAGCCUGCCCGGCCACCCGUGAAAACAAACUCAUCUAAAAAUAGCUCAUCGCAAAGUUCUGUCACAAAGUCGUCACAUUCCACAUCUUUGAAGAAAUCUAAAGUCACCGCAGCGGAGGUUGAGGUGUCAGACUCUGAUGAAGAGGAGAGAAUUGUUGUUCAGAAUGAGAAGGACAAACAGGCCUCAAAUUCUUCAAGAUCUACAAAUGGUGCAAAAUCUGGCAAUAAAACGAGCAAUAAAAACAGUGCAUUGGUUAAUGGUGCAGUUAAAAAGAAGAAACAGAAGGGUGGGGAUGAGAGUGGUGGGGACAGCAGCACGGUUGAAGAUGUUGUGACUGUCACAGAGAGUGAUGGUGAAUCUGCCCCGCCCACAAUGGAGUUACCUAAAGAGGAUUUGAACAACUGGCUGGAUCAGUUUGAGUCAAAGGUGUUUGGUGUUUCAGAGCCCACAUCCCAGCCCUCAUCCCAGCCCACAGAGAAGGCUGUGAAGGUCAGUGCGAAACCUUCCAAGAAACAGGUGGCGAAAAAGGUGGAGGUUGAUGAUGAUGAUGAUGAUGACUCGGAUGAUCAUAGUCGCACAUAUAAAGUCAAGAAAAUUUCUUCAGAUAUAGAAGAGUCAGAAAACCCACCGAAUGUGAUAAAAAAGAAAAAGAAGAAGAAAUCAGACGAUAAGGAUGAAGAUAAAACAGAGAAGAAACACAAGAAAAAGAAGGAGAAAGAGGACAAGAAAAAAGAUGGUGCUGGCAAGAAAGAGAAGACCAGUAAAGGAGGGGCGACGGUGAAGAAGGAAAAGAAGAAAAAGAAAAAAGACGAUGCACUUGAUGCUGACAAUGACCUUGAAGCAUUUUUAGGAAGUCCUGGUGGUGAUUAUGAAACAUUAUAGCAUUCGGUUUGGAGAGUUUGUUCAUGUCAACUUGUAAACUUUGCUCAGAACUGUGGGUUGCUUUUUUCAUUUAUUAGAUAUGUCAACAUUUUGUUUCAUAAGAAUAUGAAUUUAUGCUAGUUUUUAAAAAGAUGGACUUUUUCAAACAUAGUGUUUACCACCGAAAACAAUUUUGAAUUGUUUAUAAAGUUUUAUCAGCACAAAAAAAAAUACAUUAACACCAGAUGGUGUUAUCAG